Messenger RNA from Hevea brasiliensis (rubber tree), 1952 nucleotides. RefSeq names its product serine/threonine-protein kinase BSK1. The transcript is spliced from 9 exons. The record is from RefSeq and is a predicted model, not a curated record. Gene Ontology annotation, molecular function: protein binding; protein kinase activity; ATP binding. NCBI's taxonomy places the organism in Eukaryota, Viridiplantae, Streptophyta, Magnoliopsida, Malpighiales, Euphorbiaceae. Gene Ontology annotation, biological process: protein phosphorylation; brassinosteroid mediated signaling pathway. The coding region runs from base 329 to 1846 and encodes 505 amino acids.
GAAAAGAAAGGGAAGGAAGGAAACAGAGAGAAAGGGUUUUGUCAGCGCGGGGAGAGAGAUGGAUGGAAAGGGGAGAGAGACAGGAGAAAGUUAAAAACACGCAAAUGGAAAGAAAAAGAAAGCUGCAGCAGCUGCUUAUCACUCAGUAGAUUUAUCUUUCUCUCCUUCUCUCAUCCACACGGGCGCUAAGUCAGUUUGGAAAAACUAAAUUAAUAAAUAAAGCCGUUUCUCUUUCUCUCUCUAUCCGGCCCCUUCUUUCCUUUAUGGUUUCUCUCUGAAACGGAGUUUGGUAGAGGGGGCGGCCGACUCCCUCAACUCGGACCGAGUUAUGGGUUGUUGCCAAUCUUUCUUCUUUCGAGUAACUGCCUCCCAGGAAAAAGCCUACCUUCAUCAGGCGCAGAAUCACCACCCUUCUCAACCUGCCAACGGCAAGGACCCUGCCUCUGCUGCCUCCUCAGGUCUCCGUGGUUUCAUCGAGUUUUCUCUCGCUGACCUAAAAGCCGCCACCAAUAACUUUAGCCCUGAGUUCAUCGUUUCGGAAAGCGGUGAAAAGGCUCCCAAUGUCGUCUAUAAAGGCCGCCUGCAGAACCAGGAUAAUCGCACUUGGAUCGCUGUCAAGAAAUUCACGAAACUUGCCUGGCCCGAUCCCAAACAAUUCGCAGAUGAGGCAUUGGGUGUUGGGAAGUUGAAGCACAAGAGACUAGCUAAUUUGAUAGGGUACUGCUGCGAUGGGGACGAGAGGUUGCUGGUGGCAGAGUACAUGCCCAAUGAUACUCUUGCGAAACAUCUAUUUCACUGGGAGAAUCAAACCAUUGAGUGGGCCCUGCGGUUAAGAGUUGCUCUGUACAUUGCUGAAGCUUUAGAUUAUUGUAGUUCUGAAGGUCGUCCACUGUACCAUGAUUUAAAUGCUUAUAGGGUUCUUUUUGACGAGAAUGGAGAUCCUCGGCUUUCAUGUUUUGGCUUGAUGAAAAAUAGCAGGGAUGGAAAAAGUUACAGCACAAAUCUUGCUUAUACACCCCCUGAAUAUCUAAGAAAUGGAAGGGUCACUCCUGAAAGUGUUAUCUUCAGCUUCGGGACUGUCCUGUUGGAUCUUCUCAGUGGAAAGCACAUUCCUCCUAGUCAUGCUCUUGAUAUGAUAAGGGGGAAAAACAUCCUCCUCUUAAUGGAUUCACAUUUGGAGGGAAACUUUUCAACUGAAGAGGCAACUGUGGUCUUUGAUCUUGCUUCAGAAUGUUUACAAUAUGAACCCAGAGAGCGGCCAAAUACGAAGGAUCUUGUUGCUACUCUUGCACCACUGCAAAAUAAACCAGAUGUUCCAUCUUAUGUGAUGCUUGGAAUUCCAAAGCAUGAGGAAGCACCGCCUACUCCACAACACCCUCUUUCUCCAAUGGGUGAUGCUUGUUCUCGGAUGGAUCUCACAGCUAUACAUCAGAUUUUGGUAAUGACUCACUACAAGGAUGAUGAAGGAACUAAUGAGUUAUCCUUCCAAGAGUGGACCCAACAGAUGAGAGAUAUGUUGGAGGCCAGAAAGCGUGGAGAUGUAGCAUUUCGUGACAAAGAUUUUAGAACUGCCAUAGAAUGUUAUUCUCAGUUCAUAGAUGUGGGAACAAUGAUUUCUCCAACUGUUUAUGCACGGCGAAGUCUAUGCCAUCUUCUAUGUGAUCAACCAGAUGCUGCCCUCCGAGAUGCAAUGCAAGCACAAUGUGUAUACCCUGAAUGGUCAACAGCAUUUUACAUGCAAGCUGUGGCUCUUGCGAAGCUGGAUAUGCACAAGGAUGCAGCUGACAUGUUGAAUGAGGCUGCUGCACUAGAAGAAAAAAGGCAACGUGGAGGGAAAGGAUCUUGAGAGGUGACUUGUGUAAUAUUCUUUUGUACUUGAUUGUUUGUGAUUGUUGUAACAAAAAUGUGGGCUUAGUGUAUUGAGGAAUUAGAAAUGUGGUUUUCAUCCUAAA